Molecule: messenger RNA, 825 nt
Organism: Penicillium arizonense
Lineage: Eukaryota; Fungi; Ascomycota; Eurotiomycetes; Eurotiales; Aspergillaceae
Exons: 2
Coding region: 1-825 (274 amino acids)
Biological process (GO): GTP biosynthetic process
Cellular component (GO): cytoplasm
Molecular function (GO): IMP dehydrogenase activity
Source: RefSeq, a predicted model, not a curated record
AUGUGCCACCCCCCAGUGCCUGUUCAAAAGGACCUCCGUUCCCUGCACCCUCUGCCUUUCUUUGGGAACUAUCCCCAUUUCCAUCCCCUGCUUACCAUUCUUUUAAGUUUAUUACCAGCAAUAUGGUUGAAGUCCACGAUUACACCAAGACUCUGGGAGGUGCUCAAAGAGUAUCCUUCUGGAGACGGCCUCCACGUCGAUACCCUUCUCGACUCGGACAGCCAUGGAGCCUUGAUUGCUGCGGGUGCAGAUGGUCUGCGCAUCGGUAUGGGCAGUGAUUCCGCUUGCAUCACGCAGGAGGUUAUGGCCGUUGGACGUCCUCAGGCUGCAGCUGUUCGCAGUGUGUCUGUCUUUGCUGCCCGAUUUGGCGUUCCUACUAUUGCGGAUGGCGGUGUCCAGAACCUGGGCCAUAUUGUGAAAGGACUUGCCUUAGGCGACUCGGCUGUGAUGAUGGGAAGUCUGCUCGCUGGUACCACAGAGUCUCCUGGUGAAUACUUUGUGAGCAGUGAAGGUCAGCUGGUUAAGGCUUUCCGUAGUAUGGGUAGUAUUGCGGUCAUGGAGGACAAGAGCAACAGUGCCGGCGGCAAGAACGCCGGUGCUUCGCGUUACUUCUCCGAGAAUGAUAAGGUUAAGGUUGCACAGGGUUCUGCGGGCUCUGUUAUCGAUCAUGGCUGUAUCACUAAGAUCGGCGUCCAGAACGUUGAUGCCUUGCGUGAUGACGUGAACAAGGGAUCGGUUCGCUUUGAGAUGAGAAGUGCUAGUGCGCAGACCGGGAGCAAUGUGCAUGGCUUGCACAGCCACGAGAAGAAGCUGUACUCUUCUUAG